Molecule: messenger RNA, 2955 nt
Organism: Chlorocebus sabaeus (green monkey)
Lineage: Eukaryota; Metazoa; Chordata; Mammalia; Primates; Cercopithecidae
Gene: TPH1
Product: tryptophan hydroxylase 1
Biological process (GO): serotonin biosynthetic process; aromatic amino acid metabolic process
Cellular component (GO): neuron projection
Molecular function (GO): iron ion binding; tryptophan 5-monooxygenase activity
Source: RefSeq, a predicted model, not a curated record
CGCGCGGCUGGGCAGUCAUCCUCCCGGGAGGCAAAUUGGUGGUCUUACGGAGUCAGAUUUGGGAGGUCGGAGUUGUACCUCUGUAGACGCUUACUCUUCUUUCCUCCUACGCUCUUUGGGGAGAAAAGACACUUUUUGAGGGCCUCCUGCGUGCCAGGAACAGACUCUACCCAUCAUCAGAUUUCACCUUCACAACAAACGCAGGUAGAUAUUUCUUGAGUCCCCAGAUGAGGAAACUGGGGUUCAGAGUCCAACCCAAGGCUGUGUGACUCCUCUAUGUUGGCAGAAAGAGAAAGAUUUUUCUUCCUUCCCUUCCUCUCUAUCAAAGGGCAAUAUCUCUUUUUUUCUUCUCCUCCCAUGAAGGGAAGCCUCCCUUAAACAGGCCCCCGAAGAAGAGGGAGUCUCAGAUGCAAAGCUCAGCAUCGCACUUACCAUCGUCACCACCAUCCCAACAGACGACUAAGAGCUUGUUGCAAGGUCGCAGUUGACAAAGAGGACUAGGUCCUUGCGGUUCAGAGUCAGUUAAGAGUCCAGUUUUAGAGAAUUACUCCAAAUUCAUCAUGAUUGAAGACAAUAAGGAGAACAAAGACCAUUCCUUAGAAAGGGGAAGAGCAAGUCUCAUUUUUUCCUUAAAGAAUGAAGUUGGAGGACUUAUAAAAGCCCUGAAAAUAUUUCAGGAGAAGCAUGUGAAUCUGUUACAUAUCGAGUCCCGAAAAUCAAAAAGAAGAAACUCAGAAUUUGAGAUUUUUGUUGACUGUGACAUCAACAGAGAACAAUUGAAUGAUAUUUUUCAUCUGCUAAAGUCUCAUACCAAUGUUCUCUCUGUGAAUCCACCAGAUAAUUUUACUGUGAAGGAAGAUGGUAUGGAAACUGUUCCUUGGUUUCCAAAGAAGAUUUCUGACCUGGACCAUUGUGCCAACAGAGUUCUGAUGUAUGGAUCUGAACUAGAUGCAGACCAUCCUGGCUUCAAAGACAAUGUCUACCGUAAACGUCGAAAGUAUUUUGCGGACUUGGCUAUGAACUAUAAACAUGGAGACCCCAUUCCGAAGGUUGAAUUCACUGAAGAGGAGAUUAAGACCUGGGGAACCGUAUUCCAAGAGCUCAACAAACUCUACCCAACCCAUGCUUGCAGAGAGUAUCUCAAAAACUUGCCUUUGCUUUCUAAACAUUGUGGAUAUCGGGAGGAUAAUAUCCCACAAUUGGAAGAUGUUUCAAACUUUUUAAAAGAGCGUACAGGUUUUUCCAUCCGUCCUGUGGCUGGUUACUUAUCACCAAGAGAUUUCUUAUCAGGUUUAGCCUUUCGAGUUUUUCACUGCACUCAAUAUGUGAGACACAGUUCAGAUCCCUUCUAUACCCCAGAGCCAGAUACCUGCCAUGAACUCUUAGGUCAUGUCCCGCUUUUGGCUGAACCUAGUUUUGCCCAAUUCUCCCAAGAAAUUGGCUUGGCUUCUCUUGGCGCUUCAGAGGAGGCUGUUCAGAAACUGGCAACGUGCUACUUUUUCACUGUGGAGUUUGGUCUGUGUAAACAAGAUGGACAGCUAAGAGUCUUUGGUGCUGGCUUACUUUCUUCUAUCAGUGAACUCAAACAUGCACUUUCUGGACAUGCCAAAGUAAAGCCCUUUGAUCCCAAGAUUACCUGCAAACAGGAAUGUCUAAUCACAACUUUUCAGGAUGUCUACUUUGUAUCUGAAAGCUUUGAAGAUGCAAAGGAGAAGAUGAGAGAAUUUACCAAAACAAUUAAGCGUCCAUUUGGAGUGAAGUAUAAUCCAUAUACACGGAGUAUUCAGAUCCUGAAAGACACCAAGAGCAUAACCAGUGCCAUGAAUGAGCUGCAGCAUGAUCUCGAUGUUGUCAGUGAUGCCCUUGCUAAAGUCAGCAGGAAGCCAAGUAUCUAACAGUAGCCAGUCAUCCGGGAACAUUUGAGCAUCAACUCGGAGGCCUCUGGGUCAUCUCUUGCUUUUCUUGAAAACCUGAUCCUGGAGGGGCAGCAUCUUCUGGCCAAACAAUAUUAUCGAACCCCACUCCUUAAUGAAUUGCUAGUCUUUGAAAAUUUGUACCUGGAUAUUCUAUUUACCACUUUUUUUUUUGUUUAAUUUGUUUUGUGUUUUUUUUUUUUUUUGGUAACAGCUCUAAUGAGACAAUUUAUAUACCAAACAAGCCAUACAUGCUAUUGACCACCCAUUUUUAAUAGAGAAGUUGUUUGACCGAAUAAAUAGAUCUAAUCUCAGCCUAACUCUAUUUUCCCCAAUCAUCCUUGAGUAAAAUGACCCUUUAUGAUCGCUUAGAAUACCUUGAGGAGUAUUAUGGCGCUGACUCAUAUUGUUACCUGAGAUUCCCUUAUUUCUAAAGUAUCUGUUACUUAUUGCUGAAUUUGUGCCAAGCUCAAUCACAUUCACACUAAAAUUUAACAGGAGACCCAGCUGUCUUUGUUGCCAGCAUGAGCAAAAGUAUAGAGGCCUUUGCACAUGGAGGAUACCUAGUAAAGAGCAAGUAGUCUAGUUUCAAGUGUAGUAUCUUGUAGGGAAAUGGGAGUAACUAAGCCUGGAAAGGUUGAAUGGGGCAUAAUCAUUAAGACUAGGCUAAGAAUUUGAGACUUUAUUUUUUAGGCAUUAGGGAGCUCCUUCCCAAGUGACUAUCUUCUUUGACACUUUGUUUUCUUUCAAUGACAUCACAUGAUACUGGUUUUAUUCUAGACUAUCUAUCCUACUCAUGGGUCCAAGGGAAACUUAGUGGAGAUGCAACUUGCAUGAGGCUGUACUCAGACAUUGGUCCUAGGUAUUAUGAUGGGAUUGUCCCCAGAUUAACAGGAAGCAUUGUUAUCAGAGGGAAGGUUCAAACUGAGAUAGGUAAGAGAAGCACAAAGCAAAAGAUAGAAAAACAGUGCUGAGUACUUUAUUUCUAAGGUAUAAGGUGAGGCCAUAAACAGAAAGGCAUGCAAUGAGAGUAGAGGCUGCA